AGAAGGUAACACAGUCAGAGAGAGUGCUGCUGGCCCUUUAAGACUCUCACGGUCGCCUUGGUUACGACCAGGAAGUAACUUUGACAUGGAAGCAUCUGCGGGCUGAAGCGUUCCUGCCUUUUCAUUCUUCAUCAGAGAGGUUUCAGUGAUUGUUUCAGUUGACGACAGAAGGAGAGGUAAGUCCUAGAAUAAGACAAAGUCACUUUAAGAUUAUUUCAACCCUCGUAUGUUAAGAAAAUACCGAAACAUCCGUCGACGUUAGCCGCUGGGUCAGUUCUCUCAGCUGCUCUGUUAGCUUUAAUGCUAACCUGACUGUCUCUUUGGCUGUUCAGUUUCGUCCUUUUUUAAUAUUUUUGGGCGUGAUGUUGUUCAUGGACAGGCCUCGUUCUCCUCUGUGUGUGUGUGUGUGUGUGUGUGUGUGUGUGUGUGUGUGUGUGUGUGUGUGUGUGUGUGUGUGUGUGUAUACCUUCACUGUCGCUGUCCAUGGUGCUAACACACAGUAAACAGAUGUCUGAAGUCUGUUUUUCACAUUUACGAUUCUUCUUGAACCCAGUUAUUCAUUUUUGUCCUCUGAUGUGGACAUGAGUCUAAAACGAAUAUUUCUAAAACGUUAUCAGAUCUUAUAAUGAUACUGUGUGUACCAUUCAGAAGACAUCCAGACCUUUCCUUAGAGUUUAAAAAAAGCUUUUAAAACAUUUGGCAUUAACCCCUUUGAUUAUAAUAAUUAAGAAUGAUUAACGUACAUAUGAAGAGAGAGAGAGAGCAUUUACAUGAGAUGUUUUGGAUAAGGGCCCUUUAACUGCCAUUUUUGGCCAAACAGGUGACAGUCCCAUGUCUCAAUCACGAGACAAAAAUAUCCAAACAUUUGUCACUCACUCAAUCAAUCAAUCUUUAUUUUUUAAGCACUUUUCAUACAGGGAAUGUAGCACAAAGUGCUGUCCAUUCGCACAGGAUAUUAAAAAACAAUGAAAUAAAAUUAAAAUAAAAAACAAAUGCCAAACCCCACCCACCCUCCCAACCUCAUUCAACACGUACAGCACUCACACGCUCACACACAGAUGCAGACACAAAAGACCAGGACACUUCAACUUCAACUGGAUCUCGCACUAAAACGUUAAAAUCAUGAUAAAAUAUAAUAAGGGUCAUAAAACGUUAAAAGUUAAUUAAAUAAAAGUGUUAAAAAUCAAACAAUAAAAGAAAGUAAAUUAAAAAAGAGGAAAUAAAACACAAAAUAAUUACUCUAGGACUAAAAUAGCGUAAAUCAAGAUUAAACCAAAAUUCACCUAAAAGCAAGACUAAAAUGGUAGGUCUUUAGCUUACUUUUGAAAAUAUGAACUGUAGGUGUCGCUCUCAGGUCUGCAGGUAGGCUGUUCCACAGAUGGGGACCGUAAUGUUGGAAUGAUGAUUCACCAUAUUUUUUAGUUUUUACUUUGGGAACGAUUAAAAGACCACUACCUGAAGACCUGAGGGCUCUACUAGGUUCAUACGGUAGAAGCAAAUCAGAAAAAUAAGAAGGAAAAAGACCAUUAAGAGCUUUAAAAACUAAUAAAAGAACCUUAAAAUCUACGCUGAAGGACACAGGUAGCCAAUGCAGACAUUUUAAAACUGGUGUGAUGUGGGCUCUCUUCCUGGUCUUCGUCAGCAUGUGUGCAGCAGAAUUUUGUAGAGGCUGAAGCUGUGAAAUGUUCUUUUUAGGAAGACCAGAGAGGAGAGCAUUGCAUCGGUCAAUUCUGCAGGUGAUAAAAGCAUGAAUUAGAGUCUCUGCAUUGGCUUUUGAGAGAAACUGGCGCACUCUGGAGAUGCAUUAUUAUUUCGGCAUGAUUUUGUCAGUUUGGGAUUUUCCAUCUUAUAUUCAAAAUAGCGAACAGAGGAGAGGAUGCACAAGUACCCCAGGAAUGAGUGUAAAGUUGUUUAAUGCCCCCCCAAAAAACAAACAAACAAACAAACAAACAAACAAACAAACAAAUCAAAAAGCUGACAUAAAAACAUCCAGCCUCACAGGUACCUUUAAGAGUGACUUCAGGAGAAGCCAGUGGCAGCUAAUGACCUUUUAUUUAUAACUUCCGAAACAAGUUUUGUUAUUAAACUGUUUAACUCUGGUUCUUCUCCAGAACAUGAGCGAGAGCGGGGAUGAGAUCAAACCUGUCAGCUGUACCAUCAAACCUCCUGUUUACCUGCACAUUGGAGAGACAAAGACAGACCCUGCCCACUCUGGCGUCUGCGUGGUGGACGUCACCCUCCCCUUUGGAAAACCUGUCAAUGUGAGCAUAUAUUAAAAAAGAAAUGUGUCAUCCAUUAUGUUUUAAUUUUUUAAUAUUUGCAUUAGAUGAAUUAUUGAGGUGCGCAUGCUUCUAUAAAGCUAAUUAAAAAAAAGCAUUUUAAAGUGAGCUUGCUCUAAAUCCACCUGAGAACCUACUUCAGGUCUAUUACAUGGAGUAAACUGACUGUGUUAUGAAGAAGAAGUUUAAUCCCUUCAGUAUUAGACGUUUGCUUAUCCUCCAGCCUGCAUAUGCAUCCUGAAAGUACAACUUUCCCUUAAACUUCAUUAAAUCCAAAACUCCUGCUGUCUCCCGGCGGCACUGUCUAAUAAAGCAGAAAAUAACUCACAUACAAGCAAAACAGGAGUUUAAAAGACUCGCUGUGUUCCUGAGGAGAGGGGGACUUCAAACAUUUUGGGCUUUGACCCAAUUUUUUAUCAUUUAGUGCUAAUUAAGAGUCAUUUUUAAAGCAGAGCAGCUCCUCAUUAGCUCACAGCUUCAAAGUCCUCCGCCUGCAGCCAGUUAAUGCAUGAAGGAUUAUCUGCACCGCUGCUUUCAGGGGGAAUACUGGGAUUUGGCAGAGUCAGUGUUUCCUCAACAAUAGGUGCGGAUUCACUGUAAACCAGAGACAGUGUAAUGAGUCUGAUAUACUGUUCAAGAAAAUGCGCUUUUUGUCAUUUCAUCCAGCAAGGCAGCGCAGAGCUUAUAUUUGUAUAUGAUAGCAGUAAAAGUCAGAUUUGUGUGAGUAGAUGGUAAAAAGCAGCUGAAAGUCAUAAUUUUUGUUCUUGAAUGCCAUCCAAACUGAUACAUCCAUCAGCUUCAAUCAUGCAGUGAUGAAUUCCAGCAUUUUUUUAAUAAGUGUUACGGCGUCUGAUUGUUACAGGUGGAGGAGAUCACCUUUAAGAACUACUAUACCGCCUACCUAACUGUGCGUCUGCUGAGGAGGAGCCCCGGGCAGGAGGCCCCCUCCAAGUGGUCUACAGCGCUGAGAGACCUGCCUCUGAUGGACAACCCCCACACUGAGGGGGGGUCCCAGGACUACUACUCCAUCCACAGGACACAGGUUUGUGACUGUGUAAAACAGGUGGGCGGAGUCUGUGUGUGUGUGAUUAAGAAAUUUCAAUCAACACAUGUAAGAGUCUCAUGCUUUCAAAAGUAAUUAUAGGUGGAUAAAAGUAAAAAAUAAAAAAUAGAUAAAUAACAGUGCAACAAGUUUGAAGUUUGAUUACAACUCCUUUUAGAUGAGGAGGAAUGUAGCUGUGCUCCAAAGUGUUUGACACAGCCACAAACUUUAACAUGCACAAACUUGUGUAACUACUCCACAAUCUUGUCUAGAUAGACUCAAACUUUUAUCCAUGUGACUUUAAACAACUGCUUUUUGUCAUAGAGCUGGAGCUGAACUCCAGUCAGAUCUAAGAGUUUAAAACUGAACAGCUUGUCUGUAAGAAAAGCUCUGUAAGCAUUUUAAUGUAGAUUUAAAGAGACAAUCAGACUGAGCAUUUUUUUUAAUUUCUGGUUUAUUAUCGCUGUAAAUAGAGCCAGAUGGUGACUACUGGUUUACUUUGUGUUUACUUCAGAUGGUGCUCUGAGUCUGACAGAGUUUAGAGGAUAAUUAUGAGUGUAAGUCAUGUUCAUUUGCUAUUUGUUAUAGUAAGGCUUAAAGGAUGUUCACUGUAUCCUGAGACUGCAGGGAAUCUCUGUAUGGGGACUGAAACUAAGACAGAAACUUAAUAAAAGUGUCACAACAACAUUUUUAAAUCAAACUAAACAGCAGGGCUUUGUCUGAAAAUACUCCUCAUAUGUUUUACAGGGUUUUAUGUUGAAGGGACGGGGAUCAGCCAGACACAACAGAGAGAUUUGAUAAAUGUCAGAUGUUUCUUUUGCCACUGAUGUUUGCAUAGAUAAACAUGGAGGCAGAUUUUUACCUCUGCUGUUCCUCUCUAUUAAAAAAUGGGUUGUUUUUGCAGUCGUGUCAUUGUGUUAGAGUCAGUCUUUUCUCAUACUUAGGGUUGCUGGUUUAAUCCCAGCUUCUUUAGUCAUGCGGUGUGAUCACUGUUGGCAUAUCCAGCAAAAGCAAGAAGAAACUACUUGUGGUAUGACAACACUAUCAAACAUUUGAUUAGAUUUGAACGGUAUAAAUUAGGCACUUAAGAGCUAAAGAGCUAAGUUUGAGCUUAUUUCAAUCUUUAUUUUUCAAAUAAUUCAGUAUUCAUUAUUUGAUUUCAUUAGUUUUUGUUAUACUCUCUUUAAAGAAGGUUUCAGUGUAAAAAUAAAGUCUGACUCAUAUGUUAUCAGGCCUGUUGUUUUUCUACAUGAGGUGUGGAAUGAAUCCCCUUCUCAAACAAAUACAAAGUACCAUUUUUUACUCGGUUUUUACAGUUUUUUUAUUUUGAUUUAUUGUUGUUUGUUUGUUCAGAUGCAGGUAGAGCCGGAUAAUGUGACGUCAGUCAGACUGAUCCUGAGACAGCCGUCUGCUGCCUGGCUCACCUUCAGCCUGGAAGAGAUCAAGAUAUAUCCUCACACAGAGCCGGUCAGUUUGGAAACAUGUUUUAGGUGUUUGUUGGUUUGUUUGAUUUUUAAUUGGUAGAAAAUGAACCCAGAGUGGUAAAGAAACACAAAUAAGAAGGAUGAGAUGUAAAUGUCAGAGAUAUGAAGGUGAGUUAUUCAAUGAUGUACAAAAACUUAUUUCACUCAUGACUUCGCUGAUCCUAUUUUGCUGAUUUAACUCAGGGAAAACAGAUCUCCAGCAGGGGGCCGACAUUUUUGUUGACACCUGGAGCCAUUUUGGGGUCAACAUGUUUUUGUCCAAAAAAGGGAUGAAUAUACAAACCUUAUUUUUUAAAUUUUUUUUUUAUUAUUUUUUUACCAUGUCAUAAUACUCGAUAUCUUUUUUAAUAAUAAUAAUAAUGCAUCAGAUUUUUAUAGUGUAUUAUCAGAGACCCUUAAAGCACUUUCCAUUGGACACAUCAUUGUUUCGCUCUUGGUGGUAAACUACCUUAGUAGUCACAGCUGCCCUGGAGGCAGUUUGCACCUACGGCCUCUCCGUAGGUCUCCACCACCACACAACACUUACAACCAUACACCAGAGCAGGACACACACCGGGAGUAGGUGUAGGUGUAGUGUUAAGUGUCUUGCCCAAGGAGGGGGGAAUCGAACCACCAACCUUCCAGUUAUUGUACAACUGCUCUAUCUCCUGAGCUACUGUGGCCUAUCAGUGCAUGACACUGUAAGCCAAUACGGUUUUAUUUUCUUGCUGCAAGGUCAGCAGUUGCAGCCAUUACACUCAAAGCGAUGUCACACCCAACUUGAAGGUUCAGUUUGGUGCUUUCAGGAUAUUUUGCUGGUAGAUAAUGUUAGAUAGAUAGUUUAUGCUGAUAGAAGGGUCUGUGUGACCCUCAGAGGGUGACAUGAUAAGAGGUCUGUCUGGCUUUUUUGGAGAUGAGACUCCAAGUUUAAAAUGUCUGGAGGAUAUUGCAGAAUUAAUUCUUCUUUACUCACAUGAAAAACCGUCCAUGUGUCAAAGCCCCCUAUAGUGGUGACCUUAGGGCAACACAGCUUUCUGAUUACCUCCGUCUGUUUUUUCUCAGGUUGGUUUAGAAGGAAGGGGAACUCCACAAGGAAUGUGCUUGCGUUUAAACAUGUCUACAUCCAUGGAAAACACUAUAAUAUCUAAUAUUAUGAAGUACACAGAAGAGCAUAAAGGUGUUUUCCCCUUUAACUGUAAUCCUGUUAUAAGACUUUCCUCCCUCUCUCUCCUCCAGGACCCGGAGAAGGAGGUCUCUGAUUGGCUGUCUGACCUGACCCUGGUGGAUAACCAUCCUGAUCUGGAGGUAGAACAGUUUUUUUUCCGUUUUCCACUCGCAGGAGGUCAAAUAUCAUAACUACAGCUAGUUUAAACACAGCAGAUUAUUAUUUAUUUACCCUAAUGUGAGUAAAUGCACAAAAAAAAAAGCUGUUUGAAAAAAGUGAACUAUAAAAAUGUUUUCAACUAAUUUCCCUCCUCACCUGAGGGUAGUGAGCUCGCAUCUAGUUUUUAUUUGUUUUUCUUCUUUUAAAUUCAAGAAGCCUGGGGAGAUUUACAUUUUUAAUCUUAGAAAUAAGUACUUUUAACACCCUGUCUGCAGCUCUAAAGUUCCUGUCUGUCCACUCUUACAUGUCCCUCCCUUCUCAUCUGUCUGUGGAGCAGGGUCUCCCAGACCCUCAGACUGUCUCCUCCAGCCUGCAGCAGAUGUGGGCGCUGACUGAGGUGAUGCAGAGCAACCAGACCACGGCCUCUAUUGGACGAUUUGAUGUGAGUCUUUUUGAGAAACUAAGGAUGUCAGAUAGCUGUGUCACUGCUGAGUGCUCUUAAACAUUCAAGUACAGUCCUUCAGCCAGGGAUGAAAGUUCAAAUUCUCUGAGUAGUCUUUGCAAAUGUUAACCUUAAAUGUCUUCCUUUGAGAGAAACAACACCAUAUGUGAACCCUUGAUCACAUAUUUUCAACAGUACCACGAUAGCUUUAACUGAGAGUUAUCUAUUACAGAGCUACAGAACUUACAGAGGUGCACAAGUUAUUAUACAUGCUGAAUAUCAGGAAGUGGAGCAACUCCUUAAAAUAAUCUCAAACAGAGCAAAGCUCAAACUGCUAAAUGUGGAUCGCUGCAACGGGAGAAAUGAGCAGGAAACAUUUCAGACUCACCGCGUCUAGUUUUCUGCGGGCUUGUUCUCGUUAAGAAAAUCAGGAUGUCUCCUUGGUGGGGCCAGGAUCAGUCAGACAAAUGAACAGAUGGUGCUGAUGUUGCUGCUGGCUGGCAGAUGUACUGCUGUCCCAGCUUUUCCUCUCUGCAUCUCUAUGAAAUGUUCUCAGUCUCAUGUCUGUAACUGGAGAUGCAGCUGUGGUGUAUGUCUUCUUGGAAACAACUGAUCUGAUUGUUGUUCAGAAGAAGUAUCAGUUUUCAAUUUCAACAAAGAGGAGAGGAAUCAGCUGAGUCUGAAUGAGACAUUCACUGAGCGCACUCUGUCUCUGUUCUGUUUUUCAGGUGGAUGGAUGUUACGACAUCAACCUGCUGUCUCUGACGUAACACAGCUGUGUCCUCAUAGAGCUAACAGUGUUCAAACUUGAAAUAAAGUCAGAGACUCAUCCAGACAUCAAUAUCCUCUGUUACCAUGAAGAACAAAUUCAGAGCAGGGCUUUCUGUAUCCGCUGCCUUUCUGUUUCUACCAACAGCUCUGUCAUUUGUGUAAUCAUGAAGACAUGCUCUAUAAUUUGAGACUCAAACCUCAUGACUUUCCAGCAGGUUGUCUCUAAAAAAGCUGCUUGAGCUUCUUUCUGUUUCCCUAGAGGCUGCUUUUAUUGAGCUGAUAUAUUAAUGUACUCUGCAGACCUCUUUAGUCCUGCAUGUAUGCUAACAGACAGCAUUAUAAAUAUACAAUAUUAAUGUAUAGCAGCCUGAUAUCAUGGCUAUGGGGAAUCAUGUAUGUGUAUAUAAAUUGCAUUACAGGUCUGCAUACAUAUGACACUGUCCAUUGUGAGACACAGGGUGGCAGCAGAGGAUCAUGUGAAGAUUUACAGUCGCGUGUUUUCUGCCUGGUUGAGGACUGACCCUGAGAGGAUGGUUGGAGAAGAUUCUGGCGUUUUUAAAGGGCUGCUGAGGUCGAAUCUGUGAUUUCCAUGCUGAGUUUAAAUCAUGAUUCUGAUCAAUAUAAAUACUGGGUCAUGUAGAUGUUAGAGGUCCCAAAAGGUGAGGACCUCUGCAGGAAAACACGAUCUAUAUCUAUCAAGCAAAAACAGACUGACUCUGUUUCUAACUGGAUUAAUGCUUUGUUUGUUGUGUUAAAAUGCAAUGCCUUUCUAUCAUAAAUAUCCUUAUUUAUUUAUUUUUUUAUUUUAUUUUAUUUUUUUUAAGAUUGGUUGGCUCUCGUCCUGUUCACUUUAGUUAAUCAUUUAAAUCAUUGUUUUUUUAGCCUCCAUCAAAUAUGUUUAAUGUUUAUUUUAGCUUAUUUUUUUGGGGGGUGGGGGAGUACAUUUCAGUUUAGAUGUUAUUAAGCAUAUUUUCCUGUAGUGUCUGACUUAAUAUGAUGGUGUUAUAUGACGUCCUCAAACCUGAAAACCCUGCUUUGAACUCCUGGCAUAAUCAAAGGCUGCUAAAAUAUCUGAAUCAGAACAUUUUUAUUUGACUGGUACAUUAAUAAAAAUACCGCAGACAAUAUGAAAA
Messenger RNA from Xyrichtys novacula (pearly razorfish), 8454 nucleotides. The record is from the annotation of a GenBank genome assembly. NCBI's taxonomy places the organism in Eukaryota, Metazoa, Chordata, Actinopteri, Labriformes, Labridae.